Messenger RNA from Dichotomopilus funicola, 2640 nucleotides. RefSeq lists its product as uncharacterized. Gene Ontology annotation, molecular function: protein binding. The record is from RefSeq and is a predicted model, not a curated record. Lineage: Eukaryota; Fungi; Ascomycota; Sordariomycetes; Sordariales; Chaetomiaceae. The coding region runs from base 1 to 2640 and encodes 879 amino acids. The transcript has a single exon.
AUGGCCGAUCUUGGGAGGUUCGGGGCCGCCGGCCGCAUGUGCUUGCGGUGUCAACUCCAGGCUUUCGUCGCAACUCAUGCUCGAUCUCGUCGUGGUAUCUCCAGCUCGAGCAACGCUGCUACCGUUGAGGCCCAGGGUAAAGCCGAGAUGGGACAAACGGUGCCACAAGACGAGAUCCCAGUUGCGCCUUUACAUUCGACCCCGACAUUCGACCGAUACCGUCCCCCCCAACGCUCCGUUUCAGGCAACCGGAAGGCCUCUGUCGCCAUGUUCCAGAGCAUCGUCCAGAAACAAGCCGGGACAUCCACCGGCCCCGGGGACUCGAUAAAGGGAUCUACUAGUAUAGAGAUUGUGAAGGACGUUGCUCGGCUUCAGGCCAUGCUGGAGAAGGAGGGUGCUACUCUGGCCGAAGCAUACGCAUUCUUUACGGAGACCGUCUACCCGCAGAUGACCAAGGACCUUACCGGGAUCCCGCAAAUCGUCAGGAACCAGAUUGGUGUCGUUCUCCUGGACCCCCUGGCCGAGGAGAAGGCGAGGGAUUUCGACUCGGACCAGCUGCCGAGCGUCGCCCGCAUCACAGAGAUCAUGAUCGAGCUGGAUGUCCUUCGGCCGUCCCAGUGGGCCACGCUCGUGAUCUCGCUGGUCCAGCAUAUCUACGGGCAGAAGACGGUCCCCGAGGCCACCGGGUCUCUCGUGGAGUACGAGAAUGCAAUGGCGCGGCGGGAUUCGCUUGUCUAUGAUUUGCUUGGGGCCUGGCGGGCGUUCUGCGCACAGAGUCCCUCCUUGGACAACCCAAUGCCUGAGACCGCGGCCCCGAACCUGGACCAAGCCAGACCUAGGCCAUCCUACGCAGGGGGGAAGUACCCACGACAACAACAAUACCAGCAGCAACACCAGCAACAACAACAGCAAAAGCCCUCGCUUGAAACAGUGUUCGGGGCCAUGUUCCCCCAGUACAUGAUCCCGUCCUUGUCACGGCCCACCUUUGCCGCCUUCGCAACCUUCCGGCUGCUGACGGAUACGUUCAACCGCUCUCGCGCGGUCCGGAACGACGCUGCGCCUUUCCUUCAGCUGAUGCAAGGGCUCCUUUUGAAAUCCGACCGGAUCCGUCAGAAAGACUUUCGGCCCAUCUUCGACACGUUCCCAGACCUCCCCAAGUUUAUAUGGCCCCAACAAGACCGUGCGGCUACCGCCUUCCUCGACCCGGCGUCUGGGCCGGCAGGGGAUGCACCGGGCCUGAUAGACCGGGACAUCCAUCGGCAGCUUGGUGAGGCCGUCAAGAGCAUGAACCUGAACAUGGUGAAGCGAGCUUGGCUAGGCUUCUGGGGCGAGGCGGCGACCCCGAGUGACGAUCGGAUUCGCGAACUGACCCAGCAGCCUAACAUGUUCAACUACUUCAUCCUGGCCUACAGCAUGAUGCGGCAGCCGCAGUUAGCGAUCGAUGUGUGGAACAACAUGGAGCAGAUCGGCAUAGCGCCCACGGUCAAGACCUGGACCGCCAUGCUGCAAGGUUUCGCCAAGGCCAAGAACCCGCGCGGCAUCGAAACCAUCUGGGAGAAGCUGCUGGCCUCGCGCACCCAGCUGGACACGGCGGUCUGGACGGCCCGCAUCAGCGGCCUCUUCAUGUGCAACGAGCCCGAUGCCGGCAUUCGGGCCCUUAGCCAGAUGGCCGACUACUGGCAAGCCCGUGCCGACCCCCAGUACGCGCCCGCGGCCGUCCAGCUCUCUGCCGAGCCCGUGAACGCCGCGCUCGCCGGCCUCCUCCGCGCCAAACGCAAACGGGACGCUCCCAAGCUCCUCGCCUGGGCCGCCGCGCAAGGCGUCAACCCAGACGUCUACACCUUCAACACCCUCCUCCGCCCCCUCGUCCUGCGCGGCGACAUCGCCGGCAUCGACGAAAUCUUCUCCAUCAUGCGCAGCAUCGACCUCCAGGCCGACACCGCCACCUUCACCGUCCUCCUCGACGCGGCCCUCAGCCGCAUCGGCGACCUCCCCCCCGCCCAGCAAAUCGCCAUCGUCGAGCGCGUCUUCGCCGCCAUGACCGCCUCCAACAUCGACAUCAACAUGCAAGUCUACGCCCGCGUCGUCCACCUCCUCCUCGUCGAAGGCGACCGCGCCGAAGAGCCCGUCAAGGCGGUCCUCGCCCACAUCUGGAACCGCGGCCUCGAACUCACCUCCCACAUCUACACCAUGCUCGCCGAGCACUACUUCGCCCGCGACCCCCCCAACACCGACGCCGUCGCCGCCCUCAUCGAAAACCGCCGCCUGCACCGCAACAAGGGCGUCGACCGCAUCUUUUGGGAACGUGUCAUCUGCGGCUACAGCGAGGCCGGCGAACUCCCCCGCGCCCUGGAGAUAUUCGACCGCGCCUUUGCCAGCGGCACCCCGAUGUCGCUACCUACGCUGCAUGUGCUGUUGGCGGCGGUGCUGGCGGCCGGGGACGGGCCGACGGCGGAGCGCGUGGUCGAGGCUGCGCGCAAGCUUGGGAGUGUGGGCGGGACGGAUCAUCAGAGUGGGCCGUCGGGGGAUAGGAUUUGGAAGCAUCGGUUUUGGCAUCUGGCGAAUCAGUAUGGGCUGUUGAGCCCGCUUUUGGUGCGCCGGUUCCGCGCGGCGAAUGAUUUGGGGGAUGAGAGGAGGUGA